Molecule: messenger RNA, 819 nt
Organism: Scedosporium apiospermum
Lineage: Eukaryota; Fungi; Ascomycota; Sordariomycetes; Microascales; Microascaceae
Exons: 2
Coding region: 1-819 (272 amino acids)
Source: RefSeq, a predicted model, not a curated record
AUGACCCCCACGCACCUCUCCGCCCCUCAGCCAGAUCUCCGGUUCUCCACCUGUUCUACAGUAAAGGUAUCCUCCGAUGUUGACGAUAUCGGCCCCAAAAAAGUUAGCUCCGAAGCGGUGCAGGAUCCCCACACCUCCGCACCGACACCUCCUCCAGCCCGCGCCGAAAUGUCUCGGCUUCCCCCAACCACCCGGCCGACGGUGGCCCAGCUCCUGUACCUGCUCGGCUUCCACGGGAUUGGGUCAUUUAUUGUCUCGGGCGGUGUGAACUUUGGUAUUGCAUGCGCAAUGUACCUCCACACCCCCGACAAAAUCACCCUCUUCCACCUCCCCAACACCCUCGCCGGCGACGCAGGCCUCACCCUCAUCAUCCAACCCAUCGUAACGUGGCUCAUCGAAGCCCUCCUCGUCAACCUUGACCUCCGCACCUCCUCAGUAUCGCCCCUCGCCUACCCCCUCUCCCCUUCCUCACCUGUUCGAAAGUUCCUCGGCGUUCCGUCCUCUUCGCCUACCAAUCCCGAGUCUCAAGAACAACCCUCUUCUUCUAAUCGACGUAUGGGGCUCGUGGGCCAAAUCCUCCGCCUCUUCUUCUGCUUCAUCCUUCCUUCUUUCCUAAUCCUCUGGCCCAUGUCCGUGGGGAUCCUCACGGCGGUGGGAGAGAAGCAGGGGAGCGACUAUGUCUUUCAGAAUCAGUGGGCGCCGCAGAUUUUUAAGCUGGUCCUUGGGGCGGUGCAGGGCCUUUUGAUCACGCCUGUUAUGGCUGCUUUUUGGGUCAUGAGGGAAGGGUUGUUGAUGACUGAAGGAGGGCUGGAGGGAUGA